Messenger RNA from Suillus fuscotomentosus, 1038 nucleotides. RefSeq lists its product as uncharacterized. Lineage: Eukaryota; Fungi; Basidiomycota; Agaricomycetes; Boletales; Suillaceae. The transcript is spliced from 2 exons. The coding region runs from base 1 to 1038 and encodes 345 amino acids. The record is from RefSeq and is a predicted model, not a curated record.
AUGGAACUUGCGUCUUCAUCACCGGUCUCAUCUCCUGCUCGACUAAGCAGUCCCACUUUCACCAGCACUACAUCAAGCAGUGCGACCCGUGUAGAAUUAACUCCCUUGGAGUUUUAUAAGAAGGUUGACUACCCUGAGUCACCCCAUAUAAUGGCCACUGAGCUCUUAUCUGGCUCUGACUGUUUACUUUCCCCCAAGAUGUCCCCCUAUCCUCCAGGUUCUCCAAACUGUCGCUUUUCCCCGGUGGAAGAGCUUCCGUACCUUCCUGAUGUAAAGGAAAGCCUGUUGUAUCAGCCUGACAGUUUCCAGUCACAAAGGUCACUUUCUCGGGCAGCUUACUUGCGUGAGAAGCCAUCCAAGAGGCAUGUACCAUACCCUCCCAGGCCAAGUCCACUGGAGCUUCGGUUUGCAAACCGCGUGACAGGGCGAGUACGCCAACCUGACUUUACAGCUGAACAACUGCAAGAGCACGAGGAUGCAAUAUCCAGUGGCCUCUCACAGAUGAGCUUUGGUACAUUGUACAAAGUGUUCAAGGCAGUACUUGCUGGUUGUGAGGCUGCUCGCCAUGAAGUAGCCACAUCGUUAUGGCAGGUUGAAGCCUCAGAGCGCAUGAGCGCAUUCAAUCAGGCGCUUCACCAGGAGAACAAAACCCGGCUUUUUUUGAAGGACGAACAGCUGAAGAAGAUUAGGAACAUUUUUUCCGAGCGUGACCACACGGAAAUCGACGAUGAUACGAAUUACAAUCAAGCCGUCUACAAUGAUGAAUGCGAGAUACUUCGCGCCAUCACCGCCCAAGCAGAGAUAAUCUCAAACCACCUGGGCUCCAGCGCCAGACGUGAAUUAUUGGCAUCUACCAGCGAAACUACCUACCUCCCUCGUUUUGUUGGUACUCUGAAAAAUAAGGACAGUAUCACACGUGCGCUGGGGGGUGGUUGUACGGAGGCCGGUGUCAUCACCGAUACCGACACCGAUACCGACACCGAUACGGAUUCCGGCGAAGAUGAUGCUUCAGUCGGGCAGCCCGGCCAGCAGGACUGA